Pipistrellus nathusii (Nathusius's pipistrelle) is the source of this 537-nucleotide messenger RNA. NCBI's taxonomy places the organism in Eukaryota, Metazoa, Chordata, Mammalia, Chiroptera, Vespertilionidae. The record is from the annotation of a GenBank genome assembly.
AUGGCGCAGGUGCUGAGGGCAGCGGUGGCGGCGGCGUGCGCAGGAGGGCUGCUGUCACGGCUUCAGGCUCCGGUUGCCAUGGCGAGAGCCCCUCCCGCCUCCCAGGCCUCACGGGGUGUGGCGGGGGCCGUGUGGGCCCUGGGGCGACUCAACCACGUGGCCAUCGCCGUGCCGGACCUGGAGAAGGCCCGGGCCUUUUACCGGGACGUCCUGGGGGCCCGGGUGAGCGAGGUCUCCCCCCUCCCCGAGCACGGAGUGUCCGUCGUGUUCGUGGACCUCGGCAACACCAAGAUGGAGCUGCUCCACCCGCUGGGGAGUGACAGUCCCAUCGCGGGAUUUCUGCAGAAGAACAAGGCCGGGGGCAUGCACCACGUCUGCCUCGAGGUAGACGACAUAAAGGCCGCCGUGAGGGACCUGAAGGAAAAGAAGAUCCGCAGCCUGAGUGACGAGGCCAAGAUCGGGGCCCACGGGAAGCCCGUCAUCUUCCUGCACCCCAAGGACUGCGGGGGCGUGCUGGUGGAGCUGGAGCAAGCCUGA